ACGUUUGCUAAGUUAACGUAGUAAGUAUCUAUAUAUAUAUAUAUAACUAAACAUAUACUUGUUGUGUUGGGUUUGCUUGUCGACGACUCCAGCGGCGGAUUGAUAUAUACGCUCGUGGUGCUUGAAAACCACAUUUUUGUCGAGCAUACUUCUUAUACGUCGACGUUUCUCAUUCAGGCGGAUUAAUAUAACGUGAGCAUUGUUGUAAACGUCGACGUGGAGUGGUCCUGCUUUCACUAGCACCAAUUACCAAGUAUAUUCUAUUAUAAAAUCCAAGCAUAUCUCAGAGAACACACAUCACAAAAUUAACUUCCUCUGCACAAUAAAUCUCCAUCCAAGAUGAAGCUAUUAUUUAUAAUAUUAUCAACUGUCAUCGCAUAUUCAAAUGUUCAGGCCUCGACGUAUAAAAUCACAGAUCAAGUUUAUUUCGACAUUAUGAUUGACGAUUAUCCUAUUGGUAGAAUAGUAAUUGGUUUAUUUGGAGAUGCUGCGCCAAAGACUGUGAAAAACUUCUUGACAAUUGCGACGGAAGGAAUCAAUGGACGAACUUAUGCAGGUUCAAAGUUCCACCGUGUCAUCAAGAAAUUUAUGAUACAAGGUGGUGAUAUUGAUAAAGGUGAUGGUUCAGGAUCAAUAAGUAUCUACGGAAAGUACUUCGAUGAUGAAGACUCUGGUUACAAUCAUAUUGGACCAGGAUUUAUCAGCAUGGCUAAUGCAGGAAAAAAUACAAACGGUUGCCAAUUUUUCAUCACAACUGUUGCUACACCCUGGCUUGAUGGCAUACAUACUGUUUUUGGAAAGGUAAUUAAAGGUCAAGACGUACUUUUUAAAAUCGAGCAGACGAAAACGGACGUGAAUGACGCACCAAUAUCACCAGUUGUCAUUCUCAAGAGUGGAAAACUUCCAACAACUGCACCGUUUUUCAUCUCUGAAGAUCCCUACGAUGCCUGGGCAUGGAUCAAAGCGACUUUCAUUCCACUAUCAUUUAGUUUUUCAAUACUUGGAUUCUUUCAUUGGGUAAUGAAACAAUUAGAUUCCAGCUGUUUAAAAUUACAAGAAACAGAAAAAUUAUUCAAGCAAGAUUAAAUCAUCAAUUUCACAAUACAUUUAUAAACAUAAUUACAAAUUACAACUACCAUAAUUACUUAAUUUGUAAUGAAUUAAUAAAUAAUCUUUUUACAAUCUUCA
Molecule: messenger RNA, 1188 nt
Organism: Cotesia glomerata
Lineage: Eukaryota; Metazoa; Arthropoda; Insecta; Hymenoptera; Braconidae
Product: peptidyl-prolyl cis-trans isomerase 6-like
Exons: 5
Coding region: 340-1086 (248 amino acids)
Biological process (GO): protein folding; protein peptidyl-prolyl isomerization
Cellular component (GO): intracellular membrane-bounded organelle
Molecular function (GO): peptidyl-prolyl cis-trans isomerase activity
Source: RefSeq, a predicted model, not a curated record